This is a messenger RNA of Rhopalosiphum padi (bird cherry-oat aphid), 1596 nucleotides long. RefSeq names its product BSD domain-containing protein 1-like. The transcript has 9 exons. The coding region runs from base 406 to 1374 and encodes 322 amino acids. Gene Ontology annotation, cellular component: cytoplasm. The record is from RefSeq and is a predicted model, not a curated record. NCBI's taxonomy places the organism in Eukaryota, Metazoa, Arthropoda, Insecta, Hemiptera, Aphididae.
AUUGUGUAAAGGGGACUGGGCGAUUACUGUCUAGUGUCUACUGCAUCAACAACUGCAAUAGUAUAGUCCAUAGACAAUAAUAGUCUAUACCUACUUCUAUAGCAAGUCACAAGACUAAGACUACUGUCGCUGUUGCCUGCUUUCCGUUUGUCGUUUGGGCGCUGAAAAAUAUUUUCCAAGUAUAACCGCUGCCAACGCGGUCUACUAUAUCGUGUCACCAAGAUUGAUUAGACUCUGCAGCUAUUUCGCGCUGUAGCGCAUUUCGCCGAAAGAUGCCGUAUGGCCGUCUUGUGAUUUAGCUUCAGCUCGAACAUAUAUCUGCGUCUACCCACUUCUAGGUGCCAAGCAGUUGGAUAUACUGUUCCUUAGGCACCUUUUGUGGAAGACAAGUUCGACAGCGACGCCAUGGCUGACAAACAACCUGAUGAUGUUGAAAAUGUCAAUGAAGAAGCUGUAGUAUGUUCAGAGUCAAAGGGAAAUGAAGGUGGUGGAUGGUGGGAUUCAUUAUACUCUGCAGCCAAGUCUAAAUCUGCUGAAGUGUUGGAAUCGGUUAAACGUGAUCUUGGUGAGCUAACAACAAUAGUCACUACUGAAACCAGCAAUAUUGUUUUAAACACUACCAAUGUCGUUAAAGAAACAUUACAAUUGGAAAAUCCAGAAUCUACUGCCAACACUAUGAAGAAAUCAGUAAGUUCAUUUCUGGAUCAAAUGUCGAGUGCAUUAAACCCUUUGCCUGAUGACGAAGAUGAAGCAAUAAUGAUUGUUGGCUCAGACACAGUUACUUUGUCUAGGCUACAAGCACAAAUAUAUACUUUGGCCAAUGAUCCAAAUACAUUUGUAAUGGAAAUUGAUGACCAACUUGAUAAAAGAUAUAAAGCUUGGUUGGAUUGGGUUAAAAGUGGUGAUAGUAGUUUAUUAUCUAAUGAUAAACUAAACAAGAUAUUAAAUGAAUGCACUCCAUUACGUGAAAACUAUCAGAAACUUGUGCCAGGUUCCGUUUCUCAUGCUGACUUUUGGUAUCGAUUUUUGUUUCGAAAGGCAUUGUUAGAAGAUGAAGAUGCUAAACAGCAGAGGCGAUCAGAAAAAGAAAAUCAAGAAGCCGAAAGAAUAGAUUUCAAUAAAGAGUUAACUCCGUUGUCUGAUAUAGAGUUGUCUGAAAAAGAACAAGAGGAAAUAUUAUCAUCAUAUGAUCAGGAACGAAGAGUAUCAUCAAAGUCCAACAGUCCUACAGAAGACAUUAAGAAGGAUUCAAAAUCAAAACAGGAAGAUAUUCCAUCAAAUGCUUCUUCAGUUACCACUUCGAGUUUGGACAAAGACGAAUGGGUCAAGGAUUUUGAUAUAGAAGACAUUGAACCGCCUACCACUACCAAGUGAAUUGAAUUUCCACCAAUUUAAUUCUAAUAAUGUUUAGUUUUUUUCACGCCUGUCUUUGUUGACUAGUGGGAUAUACAUUUUGAUCAUAAUAUAAUAAACAUUAUUUUUUUUUACAUAUAUUUCUAUUUAUAAAUAUUAUUAUAUUUUUAAGUUAUUUUUAUUGUUAACACAUUUUUGUUUUGUGUCAAAAAUAAAAAAGAACACUAUCGAUGUUGUAUAAUA